CAGUACCGUUUUCAAUCGCGGCGACCAUAUUAUCGAUUCUGGGAUUGUCUAUACAUGUAUCAUGCUGUUAAGUUAACACGUGUAACCGGCGUGUUACAUCAUUAGUUUGUUGAAAGCGCAUGUAUGUCGUACAUUGUUGCGUCACUUUCAUUCUACGACAAAAGCAAUCCACGUUAACAUUUGUGAAACAUUGUAUAGUGUUGGCGUCGAGAAAAGAGGGAUACAUAUUUAGCAAGCUGCCAAGCAAUUCAUUCACACAAAUCUAAAAAUGUGUGGUAUAUGGGCAAUAUUUGGCAGUGAUGGGGACAUAUCAUUCCAAUGCAAUUCUGUACACAAGAUUGCCCAUCGCGGUCCCGAUGCAUUCCGUAUAGAGAGCAUCCACCACUUCCAGAACAGUUGUCUCGGGUUCCACCGCCUGGCUAUCGUGGACGACUUGUGUGGUAUGCAGCCUAUGCGUACUUUCCAACAUCCCUAUGUAUACCUCAUUUACAACGGAGAGAUCUUCAACUUUAAAGAGCUUCAGAAGACGUUUGGGUUCAAGCAAGACACGGAGUGUGAUGGGGAAGCUAUCAUCCACUUAUACGCCAAGGGGGGCAUCGAGUUUGCGGCCCAGAACUUGGACGGCGUAUUCUUCUUCUGCCUGUGGGACACGGCUAAUCGCAAGGUUUUCAUUGGUCGAGAUACCUUUGGGGUGAGGCCUGGUUUCCGUGUGUCCACAGAGACUGGCUUCAUGGCCGUGUGUUCAGAAGCAAAAGGACUGAUCAACCUGUCAAUCAACCAGUCUGCAGCCAUGCCCACGUCCCAGGUAGAACAAUUUCCGCCGGGUAAUGUAGAGACUUACUCAUUGGACGCUCAAGGUCGUGCAUUCUUGACUGAGAAAACCUGCUUCCACAAGAUUGGCGAGCCACCUAUGUACACUACAUUCCCUGUUGAGAUUGGUUCAGACAUAAAGAAGAACAUUCGAGACCUGCUCACGAUGGCAGUGAGGAAGCGUCUGAUGGCAGACGUGCGCGUAGGCUGCCUGCUGUCAGGCGGGCUGGACUCCAGCCUCGUCACGGCGCUAGUGGUGCAGGAAAGCAAGAAGCUUGGCGUUGACUACAAGAUACAGACCUUCUCCAUCGGCAUGGAGGGGAGCACAGACCUGGAGCAUGCACGCAAGGUUGCUAAGUUUCUGGACACAGACCAUCAUGAGCUGGUAUUCACCCCAGAGGAGGGUGUGGAGGCGGUAGAGAAUGUGAUAUAUCACCUGGAGAGCUAUGAUAUCACCACUGUCAGGGCCUCUGUUGGUAUGUAUCUGAUCAGCAAGUACAUCAAGGAGAAGUCCAACUCCACGGUGAUCCUGUCCGGGGAGGGCUCAGACGAGAUCGCCAUGGGUUACAUCUACUUCCACAAGGCACCAUCUGCUGAGGAGGCGGAUGAGGAGAGCAGACGACUCUGUAGGGACCUGUACAUGUACGACGUGCUUCGAUCUGACAGGACCACCGCUGCCUGGGGACUGGAAGUGCGAGUCCCGUUUCUGGAUCACCGCUUCUCCAGCUACUACAUGUCACUGCCUGCCGAUGUCAAGAUGCCCCAGGACGGUGUUGAAAAGCACCUGCUGCGCUCAGCGUUUGCAGGCGAGGGUUUAAUACCAGACGAAGUGCUGUGGCGACCCAAAGAGGCGUUCAGCGACGGGGUGUCGUCUGUGACGCUGUCGUGGUAUGAGGUCCUACAGACCCAUAUAGACUCACGGAUCAACGACAGCGAGCUAGAGGAGGCAGCCAAGACGUUCAGCCACAACCCGCCCCACUCCAAGGAGGCCCUCUACUACAGAAGGAUGUUUGAGAAGCACUACCCGGGGAUGGGGCGCUGGCUCCCAUACUACUGGAUGCCCAAGUGGUCCAAGACCAAUGAUCCCAGCGCCCGCACCCUCAAACACUACAAACAGUAGUCUGACUAUCAGAGUCUUUACAUUUUAGGUUGAGCUGCGCUGUGAGAAAACGGAGUUUUAAGCAUGUGUAGUCUGCACAUGCUAAUCAGGGACGACACUUUCCGCUUUAGUAGUAUUUUUUGCUUUAAAGAAAGUCUUGUUAAAAGGAAAAUCAAUUUCACACAGACAGUGAAGGCCUUGAUUAGGGUGACACGUUUGGCCUAUAUUGUAUUUUUCUUAAAGCAAAAAUUCAGUUUAGAUGGAAAAUGUCAGCCAUGAUUAGCCUGUUUGCACCUGCAUUAGACCCUGUUUUCCCACAGCGUGCUCUAUUUAAUUUUAAAAAUAAAGCCUAUUUAGUAAGGUUCAA
Molecule: messenger RNA, 2276 nt
Organism: Dreissena polymorpha
Lineage: Eukaryota; Metazoa; Mollusca; Bivalvia; Myida; Dreissenidae
Product: asparagine synthetase [glutamine-hydrolyzing]-like
Exons: 9
Coding region: 269-1930 (553 amino acids)
Cellular component (GO): cytosol
Molecular function (GO): asparagine synthase (glutamine-hydrolyzing) activity
Source: RefSeq, a predicted model, not a curated record